Molecule: messenger RNA, 1091 nt
Organism: Zea mays
Lineage: Eukaryota; Viridiplantae; Streptophyta; Magnoliopsida; Poales; Poaceae
Product: regulator of ribonuclease activity A
Exons: 2
Coding region: 260-766 (168 amino acids)
Biological process (GO): regulation of RNA metabolic process
Molecular function (GO): ribonuclease inhibitor activity
Source: RefSeq, a predicted model, not a curated record
GAGAGCGAGAGGGACUGUACGCUGGACCGCCGGCAUCAGGAUGAGAGCAACCGAAGCGCACUGCCCAGUCCCAGCUGCCUAGGUCUGCCGCCUGUCUUGACCCCACCCACUGGCCACUUCCCCUCCUGUCCGUUCCCAAAUCCCGUCCCCUCCACCCGCACUCCAUUGGCGCCGCUCCCCUCCCCUCGCCGCCGCCGGAGAUCUGAUCCGAUCCGAUCCGAUCCGUUUGUGCUUGUGCUGGAGUGAGAAGUAAAAAAAUAUGGCUGCCCUGCCACUGGCCACCGCCGAAGUAUGCGACGCUAACCCUCACCUGAUCAUGAACGGCGAGCUCCGCGCGCUCCAGCCAAUCUUCCAGAUCUACGGACGGCGCCAGGUCUUCGCCGGCCCCAUCGUCACGCUCAAGGUCUACGAGGACAACGUCCUGGUCCGCGAGUUCCUCGAGGAGAAAGGCCACGGUAGGGUCCUCGUGGUCGACGGCGGCGGCAGCAUGCGCUGCGCCAUCCUUGGCGGCAACCCCGUCCAGCAGGCGCAGAACAACGGGUGGGCUGGUAUCCUGGUCAACGGCUGCAUCAGGGACGUGGAUGAGAUCAACGGCUGCGACAUCGGUGUCCGGGCUCUCAGCUCGCACCCUAUGAAGGCCAACAAGAAGGGGAUGGGCGAGAAGCACGUCCCCGUCAACAUCGCUGGAACCAGGAUUUGCGACGGCGAGUGGCUCUACGCCGAUCCCGAUGGCAUUCUUGUCUCCAGGACGGAACUCACCGUGUAGACAGACACCUGGUUGUAUGUGUGUGUGUAUAAGGAAUCGGGCGCUCUUGCUGUUAAGCCCGAGCUUGCAAUAAUGGAUUCUUGCUGGAUCACACAUUUAUACUUAGAAUAAUCGAAUGCUUGCUUCCUUGGUUACAAGAUGUUCUUGGACAAUUCUUUUUUUUGUUCCUUGUCAAUUUUCUAUUCCGGCGACGAAGUUGAUUAAACUAUAGAUCCCCUUGUUGGUGUAGUUCUGAAGCUGAGUGUUCUGUGUCUUGGCCCUGUGCCUUUGUUCAAGUCUGUAUUUCAUCUUUUGAAAAGAAGCUUAGACGCAUACUAUUAAUUAA